AUGUUUCAGGACAAGGCGCACAGGGUCCACCACGAAUCCAAAUGUUUCAGGACGAGGCGCACAAGGUCCACCACGAAUCCAGGGGAGGCUUGUCCAGCACCCACCCGCGCAACAACCUCGACCAUCCCUCCAGCAUCUCCUGUCCCUGAACUCAACCUCAGCUUGUUAGUGGCGGUGCCGCUUGUUAAUGGUGGAACUCGUGGUGAAUACAACAUCAAUAUUGCCCGCUUGUAUUACUGCUUGAAAGCUCAAGAAUACAACAAGGAUCAAGAAUACGAAAAGAUGGUAGACGAAAUGGUCAAACAGACAACUCAAAGAUUAGCAAAAUGUCAGGUUUCGGGCUCGGGCCCCCUUGACCCGCCAACAAGCGUGUCAACAGGUUCGUCGCCUUGUAUCACUGGGCUGAUCAGCAAGGCAACAACUCCCGCAACCAUGCUCAGCAAUCAGCCUCAAGGCACGCCUCCCCGUAAGUGA
Messenger RNA from Puccinia triticina, 474 nucleotides. RefSeq lists its product as uncharacterized. Lineage: Eukaryota; Fungi; Basidiomycota; Pucciniomycetes; Pucciniales; Pucciniaceae. Bases 1 to 474 code for a protein of 157 amino acids. The transcript has 2 exons. The record is from RefSeq and is a predicted model, not a curated record.